Messenger RNA from Drosophila subpulchrella, 1483 nucleotides. RefSeq names its product FK506-binding protein 59 (gene Fkbp59). Lineage: Eukaryota; Metazoa; Arthropoda; Insecta; Diptera; Drosophilidae. The record is from RefSeq and is a predicted model, not a curated record. Bases 35 to 1354 code for a protein of 439 amino acids. Gene Ontology annotation, molecular function: protein binding; peptidyl-prolyl cis-trans isomerase activity. The transcript has 8 exons.
ACUUUGUCAAAUUGUGCUAAAUUGAACGGAGAGAAUGCCGGAAGGAAAUAAAAUCGACUUGUCAGGGGACGGCGGCGUGCUCAAGGAGAUCCUGGAGGAGGGCAAGGGCACAGAGACACCGCACACCGGAUGCACUGUGUCCCUGCACUACACGGGUCGCCUGGUCGACGGCACUGAAUUUGAUUCCAGCGUCGGCCGCAAUGAGCCCUUCGAAUUUCCGCUCGGCAAAGGCAAUGUUAUCAAGGCCUUUGAUAUGGGGGUGGCCACCAUGAAAAUCGGCGAACGCUGCUUCCUCACAUGUGCUCCCAAUUACGCUUACGGAGCUGCCGGCAGCCCGCCCGCCAUUCCUCCGGAUGCUACUCUGAUCUUUGAGCUGGAGAUGCUGGGCUGGAAGGGCGAGGAUCUGAGUCCCAAUCAGGACGGCAGCAUUGACCGCACCAUUUUGGAGGCCAGCGAUAAGAAGCGCACUCCCAGCGAUGGUGCCUUCGUCAAGGCUCACAUUUCUGGUGCUUUCGAGGGCCGCGUAUUUGAGGAUCGCGAUGUGGAGUUUGACUACGGCGAGGGCAAGGCCAUCGGCAUUAUCGAGGGCGUUGAGAUUGCCCUGGAGAAGAUGAACAUAGGCGAGACUUCCAGAAUCAAAAUUCAAGCCAAGUAUGCAUUUGGAGCAGAGGGCAACGAGGAGUUUAAGAUCCCGCCCAAUUCCACCGUGGAGUACACAGUGAAGCUCGUCGACUGCGGCAAAGGACUGGAGGAGUGGAAGUUAAGCGAUGAGGAGCGCUUGGCGGAGGCCAAGGUCUAUAAGGAGAAGGGUACCAACUACUUCAAGAAGGAGAACUGGGCCCUGGCCAUCAAGAUGUACACCAAGUGCAAGAAUCUGCUGCCAAACACGGCUGAUACCAACGAGGAGGUAAAGAAGGUCAAGGUAGCCACGCACAGCAACAUUGCUUUGUGCCACCAGAAGUCCGACGAUCAUUUCGAGGCCAAGCAGGAGUGUAAUGAGGUUUUGGCUUUGGAUCAGAACAAUGUGAAGGCUCUUUAUCGUCGUGGUCAAUGCAACUUGACCAUCAACGAGCUGGACGAUGCUCUGGAGGAUUUCCAAAAGGUCAUCCAAUUGGAGCCCGGCAACAAGGCGGCUGCCAAUCAAGUGAUCAUCUGCAAGCAGAAGCUCAAGGAGAGCAAGGACAAGGAGAAGAAGCUCUACGCCAACAUGUUCACCAAACUGGCUGCCAACGACAAAGAGACCGAACCGCCGCGAGAAACCGACGUGCUGAGCAAGUGCGGCGAGUGGUCUGAAGAGGAUGCCAAGCGCGAAGCAGAGUUGACGUUAGAGCGCGACAAUAUAAUCAUGAUCUAAGCAAGAUCGUCUAGUGCUUUAAGUAAUAUUCCCUAGGGUUUAUAAUCCCACAUCGAAAAUCCACUAAUGUAAUGAACAAAUGGUCUUAAUGCUUAUUAUAUGAAAUAAAUAAACGCUUUGAGAGCUGCA